This is a messenger RNA of Ceratitis capitata (Mediterranean fruit fly), 3640 nucleotides long. Its product is annotated as nucleolysin TIA-1. The record is from RefSeq and is a predicted model, not a curated record. The coding region runs from base 1298 to 2854 and encodes 518 amino acids. Gene Ontology annotation, molecular function: RNA binding. Lineage: Eukaryota; Metazoa; Arthropoda; Insecta; Diptera; Tephritidae. The transcript has 9 exons.
AAGGAUAUUCGUUACAUUGUCGUUAAGUUGUUAUUAUAAUUUUUGAGAAGAAGCAGCAAUUGAAGAAGAAAAGUCAUACUUAGCAAAUAAAUAAAAUAAAGGCUACCAACAAAAAAGCCAAAGCGCAAUCUAAAAAAAAAUAUUUAAAAUCUUGAACUGUCAAAUAGAAAAGCGGAAAAUUAAAAUCAAACGGCGAAGUUAAAGUCCCCCAGAUUUCGAGAAAUUAUUUAUGUAUUUAACAUAUAUAAAAGAAAUUAUUUAAAAACAAAGGUAAAAACGUGUAUAACGAAGUGCGAAUUUAGUCACAACGCCAAAGUAUUUCAAAAUCAAAAAUUUUGAGAAAAUAAAUAAACAAAAAUAUUUAUAGACAAUUGCGUUAAAGGAUAUUUACGGAAAAUCAUUUAGUGUAAUUUCAACUAUUUGAAAUAAAAAUAAAACACAGUGAGUGGAAUUAAUAGAUGCUAAAAUACAAUAUUAUGUAUGAAAAAUAGAAAUAUCAGUUUUUUGAAGUGGCUGGAAGAAAGUGAAAAACUAGUUAAAGUGCUAAUACUUGAUUUUAUGGCGUAUACUUAUAAAUCGGUACCAGUGUUAGUGUGUUAUGUAAACGAUGAAUUAAAUAAAUUCUUUUUAAAGGUAGUAAGUAGGAUGAAAAACUUGUGGGACUUCUAAAAACUUGGAAAUUAAAUUUUGAAUAAAUAACCACUGAAACAAAAUUAUAAUUACUUGAUGUAAAAAUCUCCAGAAAAUUUGAAUGGGAAACUGAAAUUUUUGGUCUGUGAUAAGCGAAGGUCAAGUAAGACUUUUACAGCGAAAUUCAUUCAAAACUUUACUCAUACAUAUAAUACAAUCUAACAUUUUGAGCUUGAUAAAGCAGAAGCGAUUCUAAAGGCCCAGAAAACAUCCAAGUUCGGUUUCAUAUAAUCAUACGAAACUAAAAAUAAAAAAAACAAAGUCAAUGCGAUUUGCAUAUUAUUAUUUAUUUAAUUAAAUCAAAAAAUACGCUUCAACCAAUAAAAAAAUCAAAGUUACAAAAUUAACUGACAAAUUUAAAUCAAAAAUUAAAACGCGCUUAUGAUUGCAUAAGAAGGCAUUAACUGAGACGUACUCGCAUUCUAAAUCGACAAGCAAUUAAAAUUAAAACCCAAACACUCAACAGUGCAUUUAAAUCCGGGCCGCAACAGUUAAAGCCAUCAUAGCAGCCAACGCCACCGCCACCGCCACGAUCACGACCACCAACAUCACUAGCACAACCACCAACACCCCCAGCACAACCAACACAGACGACGUCCCAGUAAACAUGUUGGCGAUGCCGACCCUCAUGAUGCCAGCCACAGCCCAAAUGACGAUCAGUAGCCAACCCUUAUCGGUGGGCACGCCGCAUGCUAAGCCCUACGAAACCAAAUUGCUAACAAUUCAUCAGUCGCAUAUGCAGCAAACGCAUCAUCAGAAUAAUGCUGCUGUUGCUGUUAGCAAGCAACAACAACAACAGCAGGCCCAACAGCAAGCCGCUCAGCAAAUGUCAGCAAAUCAACAAGCGGUCGCACAGCAACAACAGCAGGCACAACAGCAGCAGCAGGCCGCCGCCGCCCAGGUAGCAGCACAUCAGCAACAGCAAGCUGCUGUUGUAGCUCAACAGCAACAACAACAGGCAGCAGCCGCUGCAGUUGCACAACAUCAUCAGCAGCAAGCCGCAGCAGCUGCUGCUGCCGCUGCAUGUGUGGCUCAGCAGCAGGCUUGUGUGCAACAGCAACAACAGCAAUAUCAGAUACAUUCGCAGCAACAAUCACCGCAGCAGGUGAUGAGCAGCAGCUCACCAAAGCAAGAACAAUUUCAUAUUUUCGUCGGCGACUUGAGCUCCGAAAUCGAGACACAGCAAUUACGGGAAGCCUUUACUCCAUUUGGUGAAAUUUCUGAUUGCCGUGUUGUACGUGAUCCACAAACAUUGAAAUCUAAGGGUUAUGGUUUUGUGUCAUUUGUCAAAAAAUCGGAAGCCGAAAGCGCCAUUACAGCUAUGAAUGGACAGUGGUUGGGUUCGCGUUCGAUUCGAACGAAUUGGGCCACACGAAAACCGCCGGCGAGUAAAGAAAACGUCAAACCAUUGACAUUCGACGAGGUCUACAUCCAAAGCAGCCCAUCAAACUGCACCGUUUAUGUGGGUGGUGUCAACAGCGCCUUGACUGCGCUUAGUGAGGAAAUCCUGCAGAAGACCUUCUCGCCAUAUGGUUCGAUACAGGAGAUACGGGUCUUUAAGGAUAAGGGAUACGCAUUUGUGCGUUUUUCGACCAAGGAAGCCGCCACACAUGCCAUUGUUGGCGUACAUAAUACGGAAAUCAAUGCACAGCCUGUUAAGUGUUCGUGGGGCAAGGAGAGCGGUGAUCCGAAUAAUGCACAGACAAUCGCCAGUCAGGCGCUUAAUCCAGCUGCCGCUGCAGCAGCCGGUUUCCCAUAUACUGUUGGUGCAGCAGCAGCUGCUGCAGCCGCCUAUGGGCAACAGCUGGCCGCCACCGGUUGCUGGUAUUCACCAACGCCAACGUAUUCCGCUUCGUCGACCACAGCGGCUGUAACACCGGCUGCAGCCGCCUCCGCUGCCGCGGUGCAGAAUCAAUUCUUGCAAGGCCUUCAGGGAUAUCACUUUGGACAGUAUGGUGGCUAUCAGCAAGGAUAUAUGAGCAUGGGCGUACAGAUACCAGCCUGGCAAGGUGUUGCCACACAACAGCAAAUCUCUCCCGCUCAACAAUUGGCGACGGGUGUGCCUGGUGGUGCCAUACCGCAACCUGCCGGCGUGGUUGCCUAUCCGAUUCAGCAAUUCCAAGUGAGCCCUCAGGUUUAUCCUUUACUUUUGCAGGCACAGUAAACCCACAUAUAAGAUAGCAUACAAUUCAUUAUAAAAUGAGAACGUAGUUUAAGUAAUAUUGUUAUAGUGAUUGUAAUAAUUAAUUUAACAAAUGAAACAAACAACAACUAAAAAUAAAGCAGAAAAAAUGUACUUAGUGGUAGCUUUGAAAAAAAAAAAAUAUAUGUAAAUACGAGCAGCAUAAAUGAAGCACAUGAAAAUAUUAGACAGUUUAGUGUACACAGCGAAAAGUAGUAAAUUAGAAGGAUUAAUAAAAACAAUGUUUUAAUGUAGUAAUUUAACAAAUACUCACUAUUUUGCUGCUGUAAUAAGCAAAGUAGCAUAAAUAACCGUACAUAUACAUAUACAUACAACCAUUGCAUGUAGAAAUGAAUGAAAAAAGAAAAUUCCUGGUGGGAAGUUUGACAACAAGAUAACGUUUAACAGGAACACGAAAGAGGAAAGUAAAAAUAUCGAAUAUUCUUGGGAAAAAAAUUAGUAUACUCGUAGUGUGUGUUAUAAAUAUUUGCACAUGAUAGAAAUACAAUGAGGAGCGAAAGAUAUUGCAAAUUGAAGAAAACAAUAAAAGGAAAAACAGAAGCACUAUUUAACGGUUAAAAGCAGCGGCAACAGGAGACGCAGGGAAGGUGAAAUUCUUAAAUAUUUCCCACACCAACACAUCGAAGAAGUCAGAGAGAGCUUAUGCACUAUAUUAUGUGUUUGCAGUAGGAAUAAUGCUAACAUAUUUGUAUUGUUGGCAUAAAUAUAUAUGUGUACUAUUAUUAACACUAAUAUAAUACGAAUGUA